Zeugodacus cucurbitae (melon fly) is the source of this 11546-nucleotide messenger RNA. RefSeq lists its product as uncharacterized. NCBI's taxonomy places the organism in Eukaryota, Metazoa, Arthropoda, Insecta, Diptera, Tephritidae. Gene Ontology annotation, molecular function: nucleic acid binding; zinc ion binding. The record is from RefSeq and is a predicted model, not a curated record. The coding region runs from base 10245 to 11543 and encodes 432 amino acids. The transcript is spliced from 4 exons.
UUUAAACUGGCUCUGAAAACCUGACCCAAAAACAUUGUGCUUUAAAAUAUGAAGCGAUCUUUAGACUUUAGAAAUGGAAAAAUAUCAUAAUAUUUAAUGAUAACCAAUAUAGUUUUUGUUGAAUAUCACUUUAACAAAUUUAUAUUUGGUACUUUACUAAUACAUUGUGUAAAUAAAGUAGUACAAAUCUGAUACUAUAAUUUUUCAAAUUAAAAUACAACUGCUUUGUGUAUUUGUAAACUACAAUUCUAAAACUAUUAGUGAUUAUUAAGGAUACAUUUUCUACUAAAUAAAAAACAAAUAAGGAAGUUCGGGUGUAAGUGAACAUUUUAUACUUUCACAAUUUAUUUAUUUACUUCCAUCAAGAUAACGCGAAUUUCGACCCAUAUAUUCGGCAUAAAAUACCAGGAAUAACAAAAAAUAAAGUUAUUGAAUGUAUAUGUAUAUCAUUUGCUUUUGCUUCAGAAAAAACCCCGAUCAUGAUCAUUAGUCGUAGCAGCAGCAAGUGUCGACUUUUAAAAAUUUCUGGGAACUUUGUCAGUUUGCUCAUCUCGUGUUAUGCCGGUUGAUUUUUUUCAAUAUUUCUUUAUUUAUUGGAUCUGCUUUUUUAAGCCUAACAAUAUGUUAUAAAAUCUUAAAUCUAUUUAAAAAUUAGACAAGCUCAAACAAGUGAUUGAGCUGUAUUGGUGAAACGUUGCGUCUUUAGUAUGCAGGCAUAUCACUUCUUUUUAGGCGUGUUUGAUCGCAGGAAUGUACUAAAGCAUUAGCCAAUGGGUUUUGGGUGAUCACGGAGUUUAGAUAUAUAUUUCAAUCUGGUGUCCUCUACUUCAUUCUUUACCAUAGGGAUACCAAGAUCUUUAUGGAUAUUUUCAUUGGUGAGGACGUGAUUGAUCUAAGCAUUUUCGAUUGGAAGCUUUGUAUUAUAUCAAUAUUAGUUGCACUGGUCGUCCCCACAGUUGAAUGCCAUACAUCCAAAUCGGCUUUAUGACCGCAGUGUAUAAAAGCACUUUGCUGUCUAGUUUAAGUUUAGAGUUUUUAUUUAAAAGCCAUUUUAAGUUUGCAGCUCUUAUCUUCAUGCAUGUUAUUUUACUAGUUAUAUGUAUGUUUUCUCCACGUAAACCUUCUAUCUAGAUGAAUACCAAGAUAGGUAACUUAGUUCGCUUGAGGUACUAGAAUAUUGUUCAUUUUUACUCCCGGACACCUUUUUGGUAUUAGCGAAAAUGUAAAAUGCUAACAUUUUUGCUCAUUCACAUUUAUACGCCAGUUGGCUAGCCAUUCUUCGACAGAUCUUAAGUAUUCUUGAUGCUAUAAUGUGGCAUUUGUUACGGCUCACUAAAGCUGGGCCAUCAGCGAAAGUUGAUGUCAAAACAUUAUUAGCAGUUGGAAGAUCAGCUGAAUAUAUGAUGUAUAGAGUUGGGCCUAAAACACUGCCCUGUGGUACUCCAGCCCUUAUCUGUCAUUCAUCAGAUAUGAAAUCUCCUACUUUAACCAUAAAUUGUCUAUUUUUUAGACAAUACUCCAAUAUUUUAUACAAUUCUAAAGGUAGAAUGUUUUUAGUCUUAUAUAAAGCCUUCAUGCCACACUUUAUCAAACGCCUGAGCUACGUCUAGAAAUAUAGCUGAGCAGUACUCUCUGUGCUCGAAUGCUUUUCUUAUUUCAUUAGUAAUUCUGUUUACUUGUUCUAUUGUACUAUGUUUUGCACGAAACCCGAAUUUGUGUGUUGGUAUUACAUUAUUUUCGUAGAGAAAAGGAGACAUCUUUGAUAGUAGCACCUUUUCAAAUAUUUUAGAAAGGCAGGGUAGAAGACUGAUUGGUAUAUAUGAAGACGGCUGUGUCAAGACUUUCCAGGUUUAUCUAUCAGGAUAAUCUGCGACUUUUUCCACGAAAUUGAAUAGUAUCCAAAACUAAGAAUUGCAUUCAAGAGCAAAGAGAGCACCUCUACAGCAAUAUUUGAUGGUGAUAUUAUCAUGUCUUGGCGACUUUUUGGAUUAAGUUCUUUUAUGAUGCUAAUAAUUUUAGAAGUUGAAGUCUUAUAAGAUAGGUAUGUAUCCACUGUUUGAGCGAUUUAUCUAUAUUUUUGAUUACAGCAGAAUCAACUAAAUCUGGUAUUUUGUUACGAUCACUAGUCCAACCAGGAGAUAUUACAUCAAGGUUAUUGUGCCUAUUUUUAAUAGUGUGAUACAGCUAUCUUCCUUUCGGUCGUGGGCCCCAAUACAUAUGUUUUGCAUUGUAAUCUCCACCUGCUAGAAAUCUAUGGCCUAGCUUUCCAAAAAAGUCUUUAAAUUCGGUAUUUGUAAUUCUAAAACGAGGUGGACUGUAUAUAGCCGUCAGGUUUAAGUCCUCGCAACGAUUUUUAUACUCUCGCAACAAAAGUUGCUAAAGAGAGUAUUAUAGUUUUGUCCACAUAACGGUUGUUUGUAAGUCCUAAAACUAAACGAGUUAGAUAUAGGGUUAUAUAUACCAAAGUGAUCAGGGUGACGAGUAAAGUUCAAAUCCGGAUGUCUGUCUGUCCGUCCGUGCAAACUGUAACUUGAGUAAAAAUUGAGAUAUCUUAAUGAAACUUAGAACACGUAUUCCUUGGCACCAUAAGAAGGUUAAGUUCGAAAAUGUGCGGAAUCGGACCACUGCCACGCCCACAAAAUAGCGAUAACCAAAAACACAUUAAGAGCUAUAACUAAGCCAUAAAUAAAGGUAUGAAAAUAAAAUUUGGAACAUGGGAUCGCAUUAGAGAGGGGCACAUUUGAAUGUAAUUUUUUUAGAAAAGUGGGUGUGACCCCGCCCCCAAAUAGGUUUUUUGUAUAUAUCUUGCAUACCAAUAAAGCUAUAUAAACCAAACUUUCUGCAGUCGUUUCUUUUAGCCGUUUCCUUAUACAGUCCAAAAAUGAAAGAAAUCGGAUAAUAACCACGCUCACCUCCCAUACAAAAGUUUGGUUGAAAAUUACUAAAAGUGCGUUAACUCACUAACGAGAAACGUCAGAAACACCAAAAUUUUACACAAGAAAUGGCAGAAGGAAGCUGCACUGAGAUUUUUUUACAAAAUGGAAAAUGGGCGUGGCGUCGCCUACUUAUGGGUCAAAAACCAUAUCUCAGGAACUACUCGACAGAUGAAAUUCGGUAUAUAAUAUUUUCUUGGCACCCUGAUGGCACGUGUGGAAAAUGGAUGAAAUCGGUUCACAACUACGCCUACUUCCCAAAUUACUCAAUUUUGAAUCCUUCUGAUCCUUUCACUUUAUAAUGUAUACAUAAGGAACCAAUAAAGAUAGCGAAAUAAAACUUUACACAAAUACUGUAUUUGAGCUGUGAGAUCACUUGUGGAAAAAUUGUCAAAAUCGGACCAUGACUUUUCAAGGCCCCCAUGAAGAACUCAGUGCCUAAGGGUAAUUUUUCACCGAAAAUAUAGGUAAAUCUCUAAAUAAAUUGCGAGAGUAUAAAAUGUUCGGUUGCACCCGAACUUAGCCUUUCCUUACUUGUUUAUAGAUAUUGUUGUAGUUUGUAACUGCCCUGUAUCAUGAGAUGCUAAUGCGUGGUGGCUUAGUCGUUUUCUAACUAACACUGCUGUUCCACCAUGUGUCUUUCCAUCUGGGUGAUUUGUAACGUAGAGUCUCCACCCCGGUAUAAAGAAAUUGUUUUUAUUCGUAAGAUGGUUUUCUGACCUCUUGAAUCAUAUUUUGCAUAGUAGAUAUAAAUUGUGUCAUACAUUGGGUAAGGUUUAAAAUAAUUGUUUCAAUGUUUCCAUUUGGUUGGUUUUGAGGCAAUUGCAUUUGUGUUGUGUUGCCUUUCACCACGUUUGCAUAGCUCCCUUGUGUAGCAUUAUUUUUAAGAAUACAUUGUUUUGAAAUAUGGACAGGGUUUUCAAUAAUUUCGUUAGAAGGAAUACAGUACUUUUUGUUUAAUUGACCCUAUGAUUAAUUGGUUUCCCCGCUUAAUUGAACGGUGUUAUCGGGCAAAAAAUAUAGCAUAUGAAAGCACAUGUAGAUUUUCCCGCUUAGUUGGUUCAUAAUACAGUACGAACUCGGUAAUCGCCACUAAUAGAAAUAUAUAUAUAACAAGAAAAAUGACAAAUGAAAACGUUUUAUGAUAUAGAAAGCUUAUUUUUUUAUUAAAAAUUUUAUAUUUUAAACAUAUCGGGUAUUGUUGUCUGCACUUUCUUCUUAUUAAGGGUUUUUAUUAUAGCCCUUUCACGAAGCUUCUUCAGAAAUAUAAUGUCUUUUAUUGGAAUAUCGUUUUCCUCAACCCGCUUAAUGCAUGUGUUAAAAGAUUGCAUAGCAACUGAUCCUUUUAUUUUAGGAGGUGGAAUAACAUUCGCUUCGCUAUCAUCAGAAUUUUCAAUUUCUACGGCUUCUUUAUCCACUUCUUGAUAAGCAACACUUUAGUGCAUCCAUUGCGAAUGGAGCUUGCUGACACUUUUCCCCAUGAACCUGCAAGAAGACAGAUAGCAUGUCUUAAGUUGAAUUCCUUAUUUUUUCUUCCAGAUGAGUGGUUUUAUUCCCUAUUAAAUUCCCUUUGUUAAGUUAAUAACUUUUUGGUCCAUUGGUUGGAGAAUCGCGGUACAGUUAGGUGGAAGACACAUAACGGUUAUCAUUCCAUCAUCACUUUUCAUCUCAUUGUCUUUAGGAUGACACGGGGCAUUAUCCAAGACCAAUAGGGCUUUUUUGGGAAGUCCCUUGGAUUCUAGAAAUUCGAGUACCUAUAACAAUAAAAAAUAAAAAUAAAUUUUAAACAAAAAUUCAACACAUUUCGUAUUUCUCUCAUCAGGAACAAGCGUAUGAUGCUGGUUUCAUCGAAAAACAAAUAAGUCAUCCACGAGUUCUUUUUAGCCUUGUAGACAACGGGCAUUUUUUGAAAUUUGAAUGCUCUAGGGUUUUUUGCAUUUCCAAUGACAAAGAGCUUAACUUUGUGCGUACCCGAAUCAUUUGUGCAUGCGAGAAAUGUUAUUCUUUCCUUACUAACUUUCCGACCAGAAGCAGAUAAUUCCUCGCUCACCAACGUUUUAUCUGGUAUCUGCCUGAAAAACAAUCCGGACUCGUCGGCAUUAUAAAUUUGUUCUGCAGAAAGAUCAAGCUCCUUGAUUUUAUUUCUAAAACGUAUUACAAAUGGGCCGACGGACGCUGUCUUUUUGGAAAGCUCCUCUUCACAAAUUUUCAAGUGGCGGAGGCCAUAUAACUUUUUAAAUUAGAUACCCAACCAUUACUUGCAUGAAAUCAUCCUGGCUUUUGUUUAUUUUCUCAUGGAGCUUGCGAGCUUUUGCUUUGACGAUACCGACGGAUAUAGGCACAUUUUCACUCCUUUGUUUCAAAAACCACUUGUAGAGAACCUUUUCCAUUCUUGGGUAUUGACAAGAUUUUAAGGUUUGCCGUUUUCCUGGCCCAGCUUCCAUAUUUGUGGCAUAUUUAAGUAUACAAGCUUUUUUCUUCUUUAUUCUCGUUAUUGUCAACUUGUGAACUUUAUAAUCAAUACUAAGAGCUUUUGUCGAUACACCACUUUCUAGUUUAUUCAAAAUUUCUGUUUUUUCUUUAAUUGUUAUUUUUAUUAAUUUUUUUGUGACCACCAUGACUUUUACACAUAAAACACUACAGGCGUGUUGCAAAAUAAACUGAUAAUGAAAGUCAUUUGUUGACAAUUGCUCUUAACACUCACACAAAAACAGCAAAGUCGGCAGAGCAACGGUAAAAUAACGAUCAGUUUGUGAAUACAUAACAAAAAAAUGCCAUAAGAAGAAACCGUCAAAAAAAGAACUGAAGCAAAACAUAUUUAGAUGUAAAGUUGCAGUUAUUGAGAUCAAUAUUUUUGAGUAGUUGUACUUAUAAAGGUUACAAUGCUAUGUUUUAUAGUGUUGCAUGAAUCGAGAAGUUGCGUGUAUCGAGGGUUGCAGUUACCGAGUUUAUACUGUAUAUCAAAAAUCAUUUUCCUUCUAAAUUUUCCCGGUUAAUUCCACCAAAUAAUAUUGUUGAAAAAACUUUCCUUCUGAUCAACACUGUAUAAUUUUUAUACUCUCGCAACAAAGUUGCUACGAGAGUAUUAUAGUUUUGUCCACAUAACGGUUGGUUGUAAGUCCUAAAACUAAACGAGUUAGAUAUAGGGUUAUAUAUAUCAAAAUGAUCAAGGUGACGAGAAAAGUUCAAAUCCGUCUGUCUGUCCGUCCGUCCGUGCAAGCUGUAACUUGAGUAAAAAUUGAGAUAUCUUGAUGAAACUUGGAAGGCGUAUUUCUUGGCACCAAAAGAAGGUUAAGUUCGAAAAUGGGCGUAAUCGAACCACUGCCCCGCCCACAAAAUUGCGAAAACCGAAAACACUUAAAGUGUCAUAACUAAGCUAUAAAUAAAGCUAUGGAAGUAAAAUUUGGUAUGAAGGAUCGCACUAUGAAGGGGCAUAUGUGGAUGUAAUUUUUUUGGGGAAGUGGGCGUGGCCCCGCCCCCAACUAGGUUUUUUGGACAUAUCUCGCAAACUACUAAAGGUAUAUCAAAAAAACUUUCUAGACUCGUUUCUAAGGUUUCUAAGGUACUACCUUAGUCCAAAAACGGAGGAAAUCGGAUUGUAACCACGCCCACCUCCCAUAUAACGGUUAUGUUGAAAACUUCUAAAAGUGGGUUAACUCAAUAACGAAAAACGCCAGCAACACUAAAUUUCACAUAAGGAAUGGCAUAUGGAAGCUGCACUCAGAUUUUUUUACAAAAUGGAAAAUGGGCGUGGCAUCGCCCACUUAUGGGUCAAAAACCAUAUCUCAGGAACUACUCGACCGAUUUCUAUGAAACUUGGUUUGUAAUAGUUUCCUUACAUCCCAAUGAUAUGUUGUGAAAAUAUCGCUUCACAACCACGGCUACUUCCUAUAUACAAGAUUUUCGAAGACGAUCUGAAUCGUUUACUUUACAAUAUAUAAAGUAAAGACUAGUGAAGAUAUCGAUGCAGAACUUUGCACAAAUACUACGUUUAUAGUGUGGCAGCCCCAUUCUAAAAAUCGCCGAAAUCGGACCAUAGGUUGUCAAGGCCCAUAUAUCGAAUAUGAGAACCGCGGUGCUUCUAACCUAAUAUUAGGGUUUCCAACUUUCAAUGGACUUUAUACAAUAUAUGUGACGUAAAUGUGGGUCAAAUUGUGUAUUAUAUAAUAUUAAUAAAGUUAAAUAAAUGAAUUGCGAGAGUAUAAUAUGUUCGGAUACACCCGAACUUAGCCCUUCCUUACUUGUUUAAUAAUAAAUUUGAAUAAUAAAUAUAUAUAUGUACAAAUGUACAGAAAUGGAUUUUUUAGUACAUUAAAUUGUUAUUGCAUUUUUUCCUAUAAUGGUAAAAAAUAUUCAAAUAUUUUAAAAACUUUAAGUGCAAUGUAGUUUUCUUUAAGGGGAUAGGUGGGUUUAAGAGGUUGAAAACAUAUGUAUAUUUAAAAUUUUAUUUGAUGUAUACAAUCAUAUAUUUCUUUCAGCAUAUUAAAGAUACAUACAGUAUUUUGUGAAAUUUAUAUAUACAAAUUCCAAAUGCUUAGCCGUUGGCACCUCAUCUUCCAUAAAAUGUCCAAAAAACGGUUAUUGCCUCCGUCCCGUUAAAACCUUGGUAGGCCUCGGAGUACGUUCCGCUCCCGUCAUCAUUAAGUUGAUGUGGUAGGUGCAGGUUGAGAAGACUCCCUCUUUACGCUGGUCGGCUCUGAAUGCAUUGUCCCAUAAGGACGUGCGUCAACCGUCGCCUUGGCCUUGGGACCAUUUAAAGGCGACCUUUCCGGGAGAUGGAUAGCGGCUCUGAGUGGGGACCCUUUUAAAUAAUGAACAAACUACAAACAACAAAAACGGAAGAGGGAGAUGGAAAGUCGGAACCGACUUUUAAAACGGACAGUGUCCCAUGAGGUUCACUGUCGGCGGCGACGGAACCGUUUACCGCGAAAGGCGGUGAAAUAACAAAACCUUCGCAGGUGAGGAUACCCCCCGAAAGGGCGCUGUCGGCGGAGGCCUGCCGAAAACAGCGGUUAGUAUGGCGGGGGUGCGAGGCGAAGUCGCCAGCACUAGUAAAGGAGCCUCUGCUAAGCUCACAGGAGUUCCGGGGCCCGGAACUAAUGCAAAGAGACAGGUGUCGGCGUCUAAAAAGUUGAAGUCGGACCGCCGCAUGGCAGCCAAGAUCUUGGAACGCUACGGUAGCGAGCAUGCUGAGCAGAAACCUGGGCAGCAUGCCAGCACACUAGAGUGGGCUAGGAAGGUACUUAGCGACGGUGGCGAUGGUAAACCGGUGGGAUUGGGUGAAACCCAAUCGCAGGUUAAACGACAAAAGGUCGUUCGAGGGGGAAUCUUCCCUUGGGAAGAAACCUCGGAUUGGAGAGGCCCUGAAGUUUAGCGAAAUCGCCAAACUUGCGGGGGCUAUUGAGCUUGGGGUAUGCGAUGUGAGUAUGGAAGAUGGAGCCAUCUCCCACGACGAAUGGAAGCGGGUCGCGGUGGCCAUAUCCGCGGUCUUAAUGAGGGUGAUCAGAGGAAACCCUGGCCCCCCUCCAAGCUGCGAGAGCGCAGGUUGGCAUUACGGCAUCCACGGGGCUAAGCUCGAGGCGGUGGUUAAGGAAGAACUUCCACUACGCCCUCGUGCUCGGGUGUGGCUCCCCGCCGAACCCCCCACUUCAUGUGAGAUCGAGGGUUUUGGUUUGCGUUACUGCAAUCCUUCUCUUCCCGUUCAAGAUUGGAAGGUCAUUCGGCUAGAGAAAACCCAGGAGCCAGGAGCAAACGCUGAUACUUCUGAAUGAGGAGUCCUUGGGUCCUCUCAGCGACGUAAAGGGGGUCAUCAGCUAGGGUUUCGAGAAGGUGGUGCUUCGGGUCUUCCCGACCGAUGCCAAAGUUGAUGUCCCACUACCUCCAGGAGCGGGAGAGGAGGGAAUUGAUGCCCAAACGGGCAUGGAUGUUGACUCAUCCCACUCGGACACGGCGAGUAUUGGAAAUGGAUCCGUCUUCAAUCUCGGUCAACUGUUCGAGGAGGAUCGAGCUGAAUGAGCGGAACUCGCAUUGUUGGAGAAAAGUUUGGAGGAUGAAGAUCCUGCAAAUUAAUCUCCAACACGCAAAGGCGGCAUCCGCCAACUUAUUGCUUCGUCUAGGAAUGGACGAAGCCGACGUCGUCCUAAUCCAGGAGCCGUGGCUAAGCAGAAAGGGUGUAUCGGGUUUAAGGACGAAAAGCCACAAGCUAAUGACAGCUAGCUGUGCAGUAACGGAGACGUUGUGACUACCAGAUUGGAGGGUGAUGCGGGAGAACUCUGGCUAAUCUCGGCUUAUAUGCCGCACGACGGCGAGGUGGAACCACCUCCCGUUUUAUUGAGAGAGGCUCUCUGGGAGGCCAGGCGUAGGAGAGUCAACGCCAUCAUUGGCUCGGAUGCUAACUCAAGACAUACGGUCUGGGGAAGCUCGGACAUAAAUGUUAGAGGCAUUAGUCAGGGUGUUUUCUGUUUCGGCAGAUAAAUCGUCUUUCAGCUUCUCUACAUCAAAUUUUUGUGUAUGUCUUCUUUUUCGAGUUGCUAACUGCAACCACUUUGAGCCUGACUGACGAAAUUAGACGAUGAUGGUUGCUCGCAAUAGUAUAUGCCCAGAAAGUAUUUUCUUCACAUCUGAUCUAACUCAUGGAGUAAAUGACGUUAAUGCUGCAGCUAUUAUAUGUACAUAAAUGUUUUGUGAAAUACUAAAUUAAAAAAAAAAAAAUGUCCGAUAUUAUCAAUUUUUUAUCAAAAUUUAUAUGUACUAUGUACACAAGAGUUUCGACUACUUUUGUGAAUUCGCCCUAAAGAAUCGCAUAGAAACGUUCAUAGAAAGUCUCGCCAGUGCCAGUAUCGCUCACUGGCCGUUCACCGAGAGUUUCGCCGGUACAGAGUGCUCAUAAAUAUAUUGUGACGAAUAUGUAUGCUAGAAUAAACUAGAAUCAACAACGAAAUCGAUAACUUACCAGAUUUAUCCAGACAUCGAUAUUCGUCGUUGCCAGAAUGUUCGAGUGACGAUAACUUGCUAACAAUCGGGUAUAUAAGGGCUGCCGGACUGGCAGCAAGACACAGUUCUAAUUAGAGAGUUGCCGAGUAAAGUGCAAGAUAUUAGAAGUAAGAAGUUGUAAACUUGUACAACGAGUAAUAAAGUGUUAAGUUUGUUAAAUUAGAAAUAAAGAUAAGUGUAUAACCAUUAAACAGUGACUUUUAUUUGACAAUCCAGUGAUCGAACUCAAGGUAGAGUUAAGAGUAAACGAUAGAUUUUUGAAAUCCGUUACAAUUGGUGUCAGAAGUGGGAUUGACAAAUAAAAUUCCAUAGGAGAUAAUGGUUAAGUUCAACGAUUUAAAGAUACCGCAACUCAAAAAGGAGUUGGAACAACGAGGCCUAGCAACGAAUGGGUUGAAAGCUGAGUUACAAGCUCGUCUGCGAGAGGCGAUGGAAGAAGAAAACAUCAACGUGGACGAAUUUGUUUUUGAAUCGUUGUUAGAGGAAUCAACAACAAAAAUUGAGGAAAAGGAAGAGAUUCCAUGUUCAUCAGGGGUACUGGACAUGAACAAACUUUUGUCUGCAAUAUCGUCACAGUUCCAGGCGCAGGACACACGCUUAACAACAAAGUUGUCCCAACAAAUAAAGGACCAAAUGAAAGAGCAAAUAACGGAACUAUCAACGCAGAUAUCAGCUCAAGUAUCAAUGCAGUUGAAGGAACAGGACGCACGUAUAUCACAGGUGACUUCACAAAUUGCAGAAGUGUCAACAAAGAUUUCAGAAGAGCAAGAUAAAGUUAAAGCUGAUGUGGAAGAACUGAAAGAUCGUCUCCGUGACCUGCAACUAAACCGACCAAUGGUGUCGACAGGACUUGUCAAAGUUAACACUCCAUCAUUUGACGGCACAACUCCGUUCCAGAUUUUCAAACUCCAAUUUGAAAAGACGGCAGAUACGAAUAAAUGGAAUGCGGAAGACAAAGUUGCCCAAUUAUUCGUGGCUUUAAAAGGGGCUGCUGCGGAAAUUCUACAAACUAUACCCAAUUGCGAGUCAAGCAGUUACGAAGCGUUGAUGGCUGCUGUAGAAAGACGGUAUGGAAGUGAGCACCGGAGACAAAUUUUUCAAAUCGAACUGCAAAAUCGCAAACAAAAAGCUAGUGAGUCUCUGCAAGAAUUUGCUACGGAAGUGGAAAGGUUAGCUCACUUGGCUUAUGCGCAUAAGUCCGCAGAAUAUAUAGAAGAUAUAAAAAUCCACAGUUUCGUUAAUGGUAUACGAGACGAGAAUACUCGCUAUUCUGCACUAGCAUGCCCAAAAUUGACAUUUGCAGAAACAGUGUCCUUUGCUCUAACGCACGAAACUGCCUCUUUACUUAGUAACAGAACAUUUAAAGCUCAUCGUGUAGAAAUAGAAGAGCCUGCCUGGACGAAGAAAUUUUUGGAAGAAAUGCAUAAAAUGUUGGAGAAAUCUGGAGAAACACGCAAGAAAAAUGAUGGUGUGGUUAAAUGCUUCAACUGCGGGAAAGGCGGCCAUAUUGCACGUAAUUGCAAUAUGGAAUCGAAUCGACCCAAUUACCUAUCCGGACGGAAACGCAAAGCUGAAGAAGACCAACCAACUCUGAAAAGCACCCAAUCGUUAAACUAAAGC